AUGGCUAUAGAGCGUAUCCAAGAAUGCCCCGUGCUUGAACAGAUUGGACUGGAUCACCCGAGGACUCGGCGCGAAGUCAGGAACUUGCUCAUCUUGCUCAUCGACUUCGUCUUCAACAGGAGGUCGGAGUUUGACGUGAAAGUAGCGUUUCGAGCAUCGGGAAUUACCGAGCGUACCUCAUCUUCUCCCGCCAUCUGCUGGUCGCCCAACAGACUGCGCUGCUUUGCGCACUCCAGCGACUGGAAGACCCUCUCCUCUAUAGUGUUACUCAACCUGACUCCCAAGGGCCUCAUCAACGACGACGGAAACUACAUCCUGCAGCAGGACGACAUGUACGGCCUGCUCAAGUACAUUUGGGCCGGACUGUUGCUCCCCGUGUCGGAGAGCGAGUACAUAAUGCGGCUUAGCUUAUCGCAGGAGACCAUAGGCCUCGUCGACGCUGCCCUCCCACCGCUGAUCGGGGCCUACGUAGUCGCUCAGCAGCAUUGCGAGACGUUCAGAACCACCACGUAUCCCAGCAUAACCGGCAUUGCUGCCGAUGUCUUCGACUAUGCCCAGAUCGUCUCCGGUCAGGGGACCUCGCCGUACUGGGCUUACGCCAACCUUAUCGAGACCAUCAAAGCCCUAUCCUUCACGACGUCGGAUGAGGAGAUCGCCGCUCUGCAAAAGACCGUCAGCAACAUCGUCAGCUACCUCACGACGGCUGCUAGCGACAUCGAGAAGAAGCUGCAGACGGCGGUCGACAACCUGCGCGCCUUCGAGCAGACCACGAUGGAGGAUAAGCAGAACAUUCAGCGAUACCAGUCCGCCAUUGUCGAGCUACUUCAGACCGAGCAGGGCGACAUCCAGAACUUGCAGGUGAAGCUCAAGGGGUAUCAAGACCAGCUCAAGACCGACGAGGCUGCUUAUGAGCACGACCUCGUUCUCGCUUGCUCCAGGCCAAGCUUUUCGUGGAUCCCGUUCAUUGGCAUUUUCGCAGCGUCCAUCGUGGCCAGUAUCUACGGCGAGAAGGCGUCUGCGAUGGCCAAUGUCAUCGGCAGUAUCAGGGAGCUCAUCUACGACACGGAGGGCGAGAUAAUCGACGAGAAGGGCAUUGCAGCGAACCUCGCUGCCAUCGAGUCGGACGUGGACAGCCUUCUCGCGACCAUGGACCCCGCUAUCACCACUGUCGAGAAGAUGAUGGGUAUCUGGCAGUCCAUCGGCAGCGAUUUGGCCAGUCUGCAGCAGAUGGCGACGUCGGAUGCCGGCGUCGCGAAUGCAGCCGUUGCCGAGAUUUUGGGCGAAAAGCUGACAGAGAGGUGGGCUGACCUUGCGGUGGCUGUGAGCAAAUAUCAGCAGGCCGCUGCGAUCACCGACGCUCAUAUGGUCACCCUCGAAGAGCUUGCGGACCAGCUCAGCGGCCGCGUCAUCAUCUAG
Molecule: messenger RNA, 1416 nt
Organism: Schizophyllum commune H4-8
Lineage: Eukaryota; Fungi; Basidiomycota; Agaricomycetes; Agaricales; Schizophyllaceae
Exons: 8
Coding region: 1-1416 (471 amino acids)
Source: RefSeq, a predicted model, not a curated record